This is a messenger RNA of Poecilia latipinna (sailfin molly), 1099 nucleotides long. It is a transcript of the gene apmap, whose product is annotated as adipocyte plasma membrane associated protein. The annotation marks the transcript as partial. Gene Ontology annotation, cellular component: endomembrane system. The transcript has 5 exons. Gene Ontology annotation, molecular function: arylesterase activity. NCBI's taxonomy places the organism in Eukaryota, Metazoa, Chordata, Actinopteri, Cyprinodontiformes, Poeciliidae. The record is from RefSeq and is a predicted model, not a curated record.
UUGGCUGAGCAUGGCUCCGCCUCCAGACUGACCCUGGUUUUCCUCUGUCCCCCUGCAGGCGCCAGGGAGGAUGAGCCCACCUGUGGGCGUCCCCUGGGCAUCAGGGCGGGGCCUAAUGGGACGUUGUUCGUAGCCGACGCCUACCUAGGCGUGUUUGAGGUCGACCCUGCCACAGGUGCGGUGACCCGGCUGGUGGCGGGGGGGCAAGAGGUCGGCGGCAGGAAGCUGUCGUUCAUCAACGACGUGGCGGUGACGCAGGAUGGCAGGAAGCUGUACUUCACCGAUUCCAGCAGCAGGUGGCAGCGCCGGGACUACCUGCACCUCAUCAUGGAGGCCACGGCGGAUGGAAGAGUGCUGGAGUACGACACGGAGACGCGGGAACUAACUGUCGUCAUGGAGAACCUACGCUUCCCCAACGGCAUCCAGCUGCUGCCGGACCAGGAGUCGGUUCUGGUGGCCGAGACCACCAUGGCCCGGAUCCGCAGGGUCCAUGUGGCGGGCCUCAACAAGGGGGGCAUGGACACGUUUGUGGACAACCUGCCUGGUUUCCCGGACAACAUCCGGCCCAGUUCCUCCGGAGGAUACUGGGUCUCCAUGGCGGCGGUCCGGCCCAACCCCGGCUUCUCUAUGUUGGACUUCCUGUCCCAGAGACCCUGGGUCAAGAAGCUCAUCUUCAAGCUGUUCAGCCAGGACGUCCUCAUCAAGGCCGUCCCCCGCUACAGCCUGGUGGCGGAGAUCCAAGAUGGCGGCGUCUGUAGGCGGAGCUUCCACGACCCCAACGGCCUGGUGGCCGCCUACGUCAGCGAGGCCCACGAGCAUCAUGGGAAACUCUACAUCGGAUCCUUCCGCUCGCCAUACAUCGCCGUGCUGGACCUGCAGGGACCGUAGAAGUGGGUCGGAACUGGGUCUGGCCUCCCUCCCUGCUGGUUCUGAUGACCCAGUCCUGUUUGGAUUAGAACUUGGGGACUUUAAAAGCAGCUGUUGGAAGCUGAGGGGUCCAGUUGGGCCCGGUUCUGGUUCUGUUGCUCGGUCAUUAUUUCAUGUCAGACUGAAUGUUCCUGUGUCGCUUCUUCUACUGCUGUAGGACAAGUCUCUGCUU